UCUUUUUCCUUCCUUCAAGAAUUUUCGGCUCUAUAAAUAUCGGCCUCAACCCAACUCCGAAGUCCCAUCCCAUUAUCAUAAUCUCCUCUGACUUUUCUGCAACCCCUUUUAUUUUCAUUCUAAUCAAUUCGAAAACUUCAAUCAUCAUGUCUCAGACUGUUGAGCUGAAGGUUGCCAUGUCAUGCCAAGGCUGCGUGGGAGCCGUGAAGAGGGUUCUUGGGAAAAUGGAAGGUGUCGAAUCGUUUGACAUUGAUCUGGAGAAGCAAAAGGUGACGGUGAAGGGCAAUGUCCAGCCAGAAGCAGUUUUGCAGACCGUUUCAAAGACUGGCAAGGCAACUUCCUACUGGGAAGCAGCCGAGGCACCCGCCGCAGCUGAGGCACCAGCAGCAGCUGAGGCACCGGCAGCAGCAGAAUCAAAGCCGACUGAAACUGUCGCUGCUGCAUAAUAUUUAAACCUGUCUAGUCUUGCAACGAUAUGCGAUGUAACUCUACCGGUUAGAUUUUUAAGUACGAUAUGACAAUAAUUUGGUGUUUUGUAUUCGGCAAACUUGCCAGCUUAUGUAAUCCAUGAUAACUUCUUACACAUGUUGUGUGGUGGUUUUUCAUCUGGCAACAACAAAUGUUUCUCCAUUAUUCAAGAAAUUGAAGCAGGGGAACUGGA
Messenger RNA from Sesamum indicum (sesame), 661 nucleotides. RefSeq names its product copper transport protein ATX1. The record is from RefSeq and is a predicted model, not a curated record. NCBI's taxonomy places the organism in Eukaryota, Viridiplantae, Streptophyta, Magnoliopsida, Lamiales, Pedaliaceae. Gene Ontology annotation, molecular function: metal ion binding.